Sciurus carolinensis (gray squirrel) is the source of this 2487-nucleotide messenger RNA. It is a transcript of the gene Acvr2a, whose product is annotated as activin A receptor type 2A. Gene Ontology annotation, biological process: activin receptor signaling pathway; cellular response to growth factor stimulus; protein phosphorylation. Lineage: Eukaryota; Metazoa; Chordata; Mammalia; Rodentia; Sciuridae. Gene Ontology annotation, cellular component: activin receptor complex; plasma membrane. The record is from RefSeq and is a predicted model, not a curated record. Gene Ontology annotation, molecular function: activin receptor activity; ATP binding; activin binding. Bases 190 to 1731 code for a protein of 513 amino acids. The transcript is spliced from 11 exons.
UUUUAUUGUUGUGCUUUUUUCUCUCUCUUUUUUUUAAGAACCCGUGAACGUUUUUUUUUCCCCCCUCGGGGGCUUCCGAAUAUGUUUUAUGACGGUUGAUUUUACACCAGGAGGUUUGUCUCCGAGGAAGACGCAGGAAACUGGAUAUCUAGCGAGAACUUCCUUCGGAUUCCCCAGCGCCUCGGGAAAAUGGGAGCUGCUGCAAAGUUGGCGUUUGCCGUCUUUCUUAUCUCUUGUUCUUCAGGUGCUAUACUUGGUAGAUCAGAAACUCAGGAGUGUCUUUUCUUUAAUGCUAAUUGGGAAAGAGACAGAACCAAUCAAACUGGUGUUGAACCCUGUUAUGGUGACAAAGAUAAAAGGCGACAUUGUUUUGCUACCUGGAAGAAUAUUUCUGGUUCCAUUGAAAUAGUGAAACAAGGUUGUUGGCUGGAUGAUAUCAACUGCUAUGACAGGACUGAUUGUAUAGAAAAAAAAGACAGCCCUGAAGUCUACUUUUGUUGCUGUGAGGGCAAUAUGUGUAAUGAAAAGUUUUCUUAUUUUCCGGAGAUGGAAGUCACGCAGCCCACUUCAAAUCCAGUUACACCUAAGCCACCCUAUUACAACAUCCUGCUCUAUUCCUUGGUGCCACUUAUGUUAAUUGCGGGGAUUGUCAUAUGUGCAUUUUGGGUAUACAGGCAUCACAAGAUGGCCUACCCUCCUGUACUUGUUCCAACUCAAGACCCUGGACCACCCCCACCUUCUCCAUUACUAGGUUUGAAGCCACUGCAAUUAUUAGAAGUGAAAGCAAGGGGAAGAUUUGGUUGUGUUUGGAAAGCCCAGUUGCUCAAUGAAUAUGUGGCUGUCAAAAUAUUCCCAAUACAGGAUAAACAGUCAUGGCAAAAUGAAUAUGAAGUCUAUAGUUUGCCUGGAAUGAAGCAUGAGAACAUAUUACAGUUCAUUGGUGCAGAAAAACGAGGCACAAGUGUGGAUGUAGACCUUUGGCUAAUAACAGCAUUUCAUGAAAAGGGCUCACUGUCAGAUUUUCUUAAGGCUAAUGUGGUCUCUUGGAAUGAACUGUGUCAUAUUGCAGAAACCAUGGCUAGAGGAUUGGCAUAUUUACAUGAAGAUAUACCUGGCCUAAAAGAUGGCCACAAACCCGCUAUAUCUCACAGGGACAUCAAAAGUAAAAAUGUGCUGUUGAAAAACAAUCUGACGGCUUGCAUUGCUGACUUUGGGUUGGCGUUAAAAUUUGAGGCUGGCAAGUCUGCAGGUGACACCCAUGGACAGGUUGGUACCCGGAGGUAUAUGGCUCCAGAGGUAUUAGAGGGUGCUAUAAACUUCCAAAGGGAUGCAUUUUUGAGGAUAGAUAUGUACGCCAUGGGAUUAGUCCUGUGGGAACUGGCUUCUCGCUGUACUGCUGCAGAUGGACCUGUAGAUGAGUACAUGUUGCCAUUUGAGGAAGAAAUUGGCCAGCAUCCGUCCCUUGAAGAUAUGCAGGAAGUUGUUGUGCAUAAAAAAAAGAGGCCUGUUUUAAGAGAUUAUUGGCAGAAACAUGCUGGAAUGGCAAUGCUUUGUGAAACGAUAGAAGAAUGUUGGGAUCAUGAUGCAGAAGCCAGGUUAUCAGCAGGAUGUGUGGGUGAAAGAAUUACCCAGAUGCAAAGACUCACAAAUAUCAUUACUACAGAGGACAUUGUAACAGUGGUCACGAUGGUGACAAAUGUUGACUUUCCUCCCAAAGAAUCUAGUCUAUGAUGGUUGCACCAUUUGUACACACUGAGCAAUGGGACUCUGAACUGGAGCUGCUAAGCUAACAAAACUGCUUACAGUUUUAUUUUCUGUGUGAAAUGAGUAGGAUGCCUCCUGGAAAUUUAAGAAAGCAGCCCCUUGUUGAAAAAAAUGUGGCUCUGGGAGACUGCUGCAUUGCCUGCAGCACAGAUGUGAAGGACAUGAGACUAAGAGAAAAACUGCAAACUCUAUAAAGAAACUUUUGAAAAAAUGUACAUGAAGAAUGUGGCCCUCUCCAAAUCAAGGAUCUUUUGGACCUGGCUAAUCAAGUGUUUGAAAACUGACAUCAGAUUUCUUAAUGUCUGUCAGAAGACACUAAUUCCUUAAAUGAACUACUGCUAUUUUUUUUAAAUCAAAAACUUUUCAUUUCAGAUUUUAAAAAGGGUAACUUGUUUUUAUUGCAUUUGCUGUUGUUGUUUCUAUAAAUGACUAUUGUAAUGCCAAUAUGACACAGCUUGUGAAUGUUUAGUGUGCUGCUGUUCUGUGUACAUAAACAAAGUCAUCAAAGUGGGGUACAGUAAAGAGGCUUCCAAGCAUUACUUUAACCUCCCUCUCAACAAGGUAUACCUCAGUUCCACGGUUGCUAAAUUAUAAAAUUGAAAACACUAACAAAAUUUGAAUAAUAAAUCGAUCCAUGUUUUGUAACAAGUUAUUACAAAUUCACUGUGUUAUUUAAGAAAAAAAAAAAAGUAAGCUAUGCUUAGUGCCAAUAGUAAGUGGCCA